AUGGCGUCACGCUUGGCACGAAGCGCCGUCGGCGCUCCCCUCCUCCGACCCGUCCUCGCCCGCCGAGCUGCCCCUGCCUUCUCCGUUGCCGCUGCGCGAUACAACAGCAAUGUUCCCGCCGAGGACCCCAAGAAGAAGGCUCAGAGCAUCAUCGACGCUCUUCCCGGUAACAGCCUUCUCAGCAAGAGCGCCAUCCUCAGCUCCGCCGCCGCUCUCUCCAUCUACGGCAUCUCCAGCGAGUACUACGUCAUGAACGAGGAGACCAUCAUCGCCAUCUCCCUUCUUUCCGUCUGGACUGCUCUGAUCAAGUACGGUGGCCCUGCCUACAAGGAGUGGGCUGAGGCGCAGAACAACAAGAUCAAGAACAUCCUUAACAGCGCCCGUGCCGACCACACCGAGGCUGUCAAGGGCCGUAUUGAGGACGUCAAGCAGAUGGGUAGCGUUGUUGAGAUCACCAAGAACCUGUUCGAGGUUUCCAAGGAGACUGCCAAGCUUGAGUCUGAGGCUUUCGAGCUCGAGCAAAAGACUGCUCUGGCUGCUGAGGCCAAGGCCGUCCUUGAGUCCUGGGUCCGAUACGAGGGCCAGGUUAAGCAGCGCCAGCAGAAGGAGCUUGCUCAGUCCAUUAUCGCUAAGGUCCAGAAGGAGCUCGAGAACCCCAAGGUCCUUCAGCAGAUCCUCCAGCAGAGUGUUGCUGACGUUGAGAAGAUCGUUGCCUCCAAGGCCCAAUAG
Molecule: messenger RNA, 729 nt
Organism: Fusarium venenatum
Lineage: Eukaryota; Fungi; Ascomycota; Sordariomycetes; Hypocreales; Nectriaceae
Biological process (GO): proton motive force-driven ATP synthesis
Molecular function (GO): proton-transporting ATP synthase activity, rotational mechanism
Source: RefSeq, a predicted model, not a curated record